AUGGGGGCCCUGAGUGCACUCAGCCCCUCACUUCCUUCUUCCUCCCUCCCCAGGGUGCUGCAGCAGCAGAGGAAGGCGGUGAGGCUGCGGAGGCUACGGAGGGAGCUGGAGCCCGCGGGGCCCCAGCGCAGCCUGAGCUGGCAGGCCAUGGAGCAGAUCCGGUACCUCAGGCAGGCCUUCCCCGAGGAAUGGCCCGUGGCCCGUCUGGCCCAAGGUUUCUGCGUCAGCACGGAUGUCAUCCAGAGGGUGCUGAGGAGCAAGUUCUCUCCCCCGCUGGAGCGAAGGAUGAAGCAGGAUGCCAAGGUGUUGGGUAAACAGGGGAGCCGGGAGCAGCAGCCUGGUCCAGAGCGGAGAGCUGAGCUGGUGGCCAUCUCUGCAGGAGAAGCAGCACAGUCUGGAGCCCUUCUCGCGCCUGGGGGCCCAAAACCCCAGAGAACUCCGCAGCUUUGGAGAGCUGGGGCGAGGCAAAACAGAAGGAACGGCCAACUGGAGCCUCUUCAGGAGGACGGAACCAAGCCUGUGGCUGGGAUGGAAGCCACCCUCAUGAGAAACUCUUGGGCAGGAGGAGACGCUGAAGAGUGGGAUGGCGAGGUCCUGAGUGAGGAGGAGCUGGCCGCAGAAGGCUGGGGCGCCGGCACCAAAGUGAUGCAGAGAGGACAGGACUAUUUUGACAGCAGUGGGAAUUUCUUGUAUAGGAUCCCAGCUAGACUAGCCCCUGGGGAGGGGGAGAACAACAUGCAGCCCUUCCCCCAGUCUGGUGGUGAAAAGAGUGGGUAGGGGGUGGGUGGGCUUCUCUUGCUGUCGGCCUGCCCAGGGCGUGGGGUUGGCUCAUGUUGCUGUCCUUUCC
Molecule: messenger RNA, 847 nt
Organism: Chrysemys picta bellii (western painted turtle)
Lineage: Eukaryota; Metazoa; Chordata; Testudines; Emydidae
Source: RefSeq, a predicted model, not a curated record